This is a messenger RNA of Microthlaspi erraticum, 456 nucleotides long. The record is from the annotation of a GenBank genome assembly. Lineage: Eukaryota; Viridiplantae; Streptophyta; Magnoliopsida; Brassicales; Brassicaceae.
AUGGCGACGUCAGGAACAUAUGUGAAGGAGGUUCCGUUGAAGGGAUCGGCGGAGAAACACUACCAGCGGUGGAGGAGCGAGAACCACCUCAUGCCUGACGCCAUCGGCCACCACAUCCAAGGUGUCACCAUCCACGACGGCGAAUGGGACUCUCAUGGAGCCAUCAAGAUCUGGAACUAUACAUGCGAUGGGAAAGAAGAAGUGUUUAAGGAGAGGAGAGAGAUAGACGAUGAGAAUAACGCGGUCACUUUCAGAGGUCUUGAAGGUCACGUGAUGGAGGAGCUUAAGGUGUAUGACGUCAUCUUUCAGUUCAUUCAAAAGUCGCCUGGUGAUAUCAUAUGCAAGGUUACUAUGUUCUGGGAGAAGCGAACUGAUGACUCACCUGAGCCCAUCAACUACAUGAAGUUCGUCACGAGCAUGGUUGCUGACAUGGACAACCACGUUCUCAAAGCUUAA